UACUUUAGCCUUUGCUCUGAAAUCCCAUGCACACUUUGUGAGGAAGGACAGCCUUGGUUGGGGGGUGUUUAUGGGGAGAGCAAAGUGGAUGGUGCCUAUGUGAAUACCUCUCCCCAGAUGCUCCCCCAAUCCCAAGCUCUCAUUAUCCUAUAUGCAUAUUCAUAAGGGAUGGCCUCAGCCCUGCUCUGUAAAUGGGUCAGAAGCAGGAAAUAGAGGCCAGUACAGACAGUGAAGCCCAAGGGAUAGGAGGCCUCAAAGCCAGCACACAUCUGAGUCCUCAUGGAUGGGAGGAUGAUGAGAAGCAUGAGGCUGAGAGAGGAGGAGUCACCGGGACCCAGCCACACAGCGUCCUGCCUCUGCGGUUCUGCCCCCUGCAUCCUGUGCAGCUGCUGCCCUGCCAGUCGCAACUCCACCGUGAGCCGCCUCAUCUUCACGUUCUUCCUCUUCCUGGGGGUGCUGGUGUCCAUCAUUAUGCUGAGCCCAGGCGUGGAGAGUCAGCUCUACAAGCUGCCCUGGGUGUGUGAGGAGGGAGCUGGGAUCCCCACCGUCCUACAGGGCCACAUCGACUGUGGCUCCCUGCUUGGCUACCGCGCUGUCUACCGCAUGUGCUUCGCCACAGCGGCCUUCUUCUUCUUUUUCACCCUGCUCAUGCUCUGCGUGAGCAGCAGCCGGGACCCCCGGGCUGCCAUCCAGAAUGGGUUUUGGUUCUUUAAGUUCCUGAUCCUGGUGGGCCUCACCGUGGGUGCCUUCUACAUCCCUGAUGGCUCCUUCUCCAACAUCUGGUUCUACUUUGGCGUCGUGGGCUCCUUCUUCUUCAUCCUCAUCCAGCUGGUGCUGCUCAUCGACUUUGCACACUCCUGGAACCAGCGGUGGCUGGGCAAGGCCGAGGAGUGCGACUCCCGCGCCUGGUACGCAGGCCUCCUCUUCUUCACUCUCCUCUUCUACUUGCUGUCGAUCGCGGCCGUGGCGCUGAUGUUCAUCUACUACACUGAGCCCAGCGGCUGCCACGAGGGCAAGGUCUUCAUCAGUCUCAACCUCACCUUCUGUGUCUGCGUGUCCAUUGCUGCUGUCCUGCCCAAGGUCCAGGACGCCCAGCCCAACUCGGGUCUGCUGCAGGCCUCAGUCAUCACCCUCUAUACCAUGUUUGUCACCUGGUCAGCCCUAUCCAGUGUCCCUGAACAGAAAUGCAACCCCCACUUGCCAACCCAGCUGGGCAAUGAGACGGUCAUGGCAGGCCCCGAGGGCUAUGAGACCCAGUGGUGGGAUGCCCCGAGCAUUGUGGGCCUCAUCAUCUUCCUCCUGUGCACCCUCUUCAUCAGGUAUGGCCAGGUCUGA
This is a messenger RNA of Piliocolobus tephrosceles (Ugandan red Colobus), 1335 nucleotides long. It is a transcript of the gene SERINC2, whose product is annotated as serine incorporator 2. Gene Ontology annotation, cellular component: membrane. The coding region runs from base 280 to 1335 and encodes 351 amino acids. NCBI's taxonomy places the organism in Eukaryota, Metazoa, Chordata, Mammalia, Primates, Cercopithecidae. The record is from RefSeq and is a predicted model, not a curated record. The transcript has 9 exons.